GCCACGUGGGUUUGGCAGGCUGGGGCGUCCGGCUGCCCCCUGGUUUAGGCUGAGCGAUGGGGAAGAAGAGCAAGAAGGAGAAGAAGGCGAAGGGGGCCGAGAAGACGGCGGCCAAGAUGGAGAAGAAGGUCUCCAAGAGGGCCCAGAAGGAGGCGGAGGAUCUCGAGGCCCUCAUUGCUGAGUUCCAGACCCUGGAUGCUAAAAAGACACAGGUGGUGGAGACGAGCUGCUCCCCACCUUCGCCAAGGCUCAACGCAUCUCUGUGUGCGCAUCCCGAGAAAGAUGAGCUAAUUCUGUUUGGAGGUGAAUAUUUCAAUGGCCAAAAAACGUUCCUGUACAACGAGCUGUUUAUUUACAACAUUCGGAAGAAUAGCUGGGCUAAAGUUGACAUCCCGAGCCCGCCUCCCCGCCGCUGUGCUCAUCAGGCCGUGGUGGUUGCGCAGGGUGGUGGGCAACUUUGGGUGUUCGGUGGUGAGUUUGCCUCGCCAGACGGAGAGCAGUUUUACCACUACAAAGACCUUUGGGUCUUGCAUUUGGCCACCAAGACAUGGGAACAGAUCAAGGCCACCGGGGGGCCUUCCGGCCGCAGCGGACAUCGCAUGGUGUUGUGCAAGAGGCAGCUGAUUGUCUUUGGAGGGUUUCACGAAAGCACCAGAGAUUACAUCUACUACAACGACGCUUAUGCCUUUAACCUGGACACCUUUGCCUGGAUCAAGCUGGCGCCUUCUGGGAUGGCACCGUCUCCGAGGUCCGGCUGCCAGCUGGCUGCCACUCCCGAAGGCAACGUGCUCAUCUACGGAGGAUACUCUAAGCAGCGAAUUAAAAAAGAUGUUGACAAGGGCACUCUCCACACAGACAUGUUCUUGUUGAAGGCCGAAGGGUCAGACAAAUGGACAUGGACUCGGCUUACUCCGUCAGGUGUGAAGCCUACACCUCGGUCUGGCUUCUCAGUGGCUAUGAGCCUCAACAACCGGUCCCUUCUCUUUGGUGGCGUCCACGACGAGGAAGAGGAGGAGCACCUCGAGGGAGAUUUCUUCAAUGAUAUUUAUUUCUACGACUUGGCGAAGAACCGGUGGUUCCCUGGACAGCUGAAGGGACCGAAGUCCGAGAAGAAGAAAAGGAGGCGUGGCCAGGGGGUGGAGGAUACUAGCACGCUUUGGACGGAGGGCUCUGGCGAGACCCUUCCUGGCCCUGUGGAGAUCAUCAAGGAAGUGGUGGCUGAAGAUGGGACGAUCAUGACUAUUAAGGAGAUGAUCUCGUCCCCUGCGGCGGAGCUGCAAAGCUCGGAAUCGGAGGGUGAAGAUGACGCGACGGGAGAGGAGGCUUCUGGCCCACAGGUGGAGCCGUGCCCACGUUCCAGCGCCAUGCUGGCGGUGAAGCACGGGGUGCUCUAUGUCUACGGGGGGAUGUUCGAGGUGGGGGACCGCCAGUUCACACUGAACGACCUCUACGCUGUUGACCUCCACAAGAUGGAAGGAUGGAAGGUCCUUGUGGAGAUGGACCCCAAAACUCAAGAGUGGCUUGAAGAAUCGGAGUCUGACGAGGGCGAAGCAGUGGAAGGUGCUGAGGGAGGGGAGGAGGAGGAGGAGGAGGAGGAUGGCUCUGAGGAAGAGGAGAGUGGUGAGGAAGGCGAAGAAGAAGAAGAGGAGCAUCCAGCCAUCCAGCACGGUGAAAAGUAUGCCGACUAUCUCUCCAGGACAGAGCAAUACUGGGUGAAGCUGGCCCGGCAGAAUCUGGGCCCUGAUGCCAAGGACAAGAAGACGGUGAAAGUGGGCCAUGCCAUGGCAAAGGCCUUCUACGAAGAGUCUGCCUAGAGGAGGCUUUCCUGCCACUAAUCAGGAAGAGCGGGAACGAGGAAUGAUGCUUCCGGGACGCGCAGCCACUGCCGUGUAUUCCUUCCCAUUCCAUACGUUGUGGAGGUCAGGAAGACAGAUACACCUCAGUCUUUUUUGCAGGUCUUUGCACACCUGAUCAUGCCAGCAGGUCGUUCGUUGGAAGGCCCAUGAAGCAAGCGGUUGCAGUUCCAAAGUUCUUAGCUGGAGCCAGUAUGCAUGGGUGGCAAAACUGUACGCCCAAGUUUUUUCCCUAGUUUACUGUCGAGGAGCACUAUGUGUUUGAAUGCUUCUUUGUGAGUGUGUGUGUGUCCGGGCUCUCUGCACUCAGAAAACUAAUUUGCUAACUUUCUGCAUGCCAGGAGGGGUUGUCUCCCCUCGCCCCCAUAGAGGAUCUUUCCAGUGCUCAGUUCGACACCCACAAUCUGAAUGGUAUGGUUGAAGAAAAGCCGUGGCACUAAAACAAAUUGUGGAGUAGCCAUCAAGUGUGGCUGCUUAUGGUGGGCCGCUGAAGCUUCAGUCCCCCUAGCUGGGUUUCCUGAGGACAAUGUGCAAGUGUGUUGGGAGAGGGGGAAGAGCUCUGGACCCUUCCUUAGUAGCACUGGAGGAAAUACAGGGAGAGGACCGCUUAGAGGGAAGCGGAGAUUCUAGUAGGAAGCUCUUUUGAGCAAACAGGUCCAGUGUGUGAGAAACUCCAGGUGCCCCCUAUUCCCUCAGCCCAGAUCUCAAAAGGAUUUUAUAAAUAAAAGUUCUUCACGUUC
Eublepharis macularius is the source of this 2593-nucleotide messenger RNA. It is a transcript of the gene KLHDC4, whose product is annotated as kelch domain containing 4. Gene Ontology annotation, molecular function: protein binding. The coding region runs from base 57 to 1814 and encodes 585 amino acids. Lineage: Eukaryota; Metazoa; Chordata; Lepidosauria; Squamata; Eublepharidae. The transcript is spliced from 12 exons. The record is from RefSeq and is a predicted model, not a curated record.